Sodiomyces alkalinus F11 is the source of this 1707-nucleotide messenger RNA. RefSeq lists its product as hypothetical. The coding region runs from base 1 to 1272 and encodes 423 amino acids. The record is from RefSeq and is a predicted model, not a curated record. Gene Ontology annotation, molecular function: glycosyltransferase activity. Gene Ontology annotation, cellular component: Golgi membrane. NCBI's taxonomy places the organism in Eukaryota, Fungi, Ascomycota, Sordariomycetes, Glomerellales, Plectosphaerellaceae. Gene Ontology annotation, biological process: protein N-linked glycosylation. The transcript has 2 exons.
AUGCCAAGGCUCCUGUUAGAACAUCAUCCGCCAAAUCAAAUCCCCCUGUCGGCUGUCGCCAUGCCACGACCUUCGCUCAUCCGACACGUCGCCUGCAAGCUCCUUGCCGUCCUUAUUUUGCUUUUCAUCCUAACCCACAUCCGCUGGCCCUUCAAUCGAGCUUCAACCCAUAGUCAUGGCGCAUCCCGAUCAACUGUCGCAUCAGACUCCCCCGUUUCCCUCCACAACCUCCACUUCCACGGCCAAGGACCGUGCCUUCCCCCCUCGGCAUCCCGCUCCGCCCUGCUAAACAAGGCCUCCUCCAUCCGCGAAUCCUGCCGCGCCUCUUCUCCCUUUUCUGCUCUCCUUCCUGCCAGCGACGCUACCACCGAUCGAGGACCCCGCCCCCGCGUGGCAACACUGACAACCCAAUGGGGCGACCCGAAAGCCUACUACCAAAAAGCCAUCCAGACGCACCUCGUCCACGCCCUCGUCCACGAGACCAACCUCCACCUCCUCUGCGCCCCGACCAUCCAGGCCCCCAAAGGCGCACCCGAUACCCUCGCCAAUCGGCUGGAGAUCUACUGGAACAAACCCGCCCUGGUCCUCUCCGUCCUCCUCUCCGAAAUGGCGAAACCCAAACCCGAAAGGCUGGACUGGAUCCUCUGGGCCGACGCCGACACCAUCAUCCUUGACCACUGCCGGCCCAUUUCCACUUUUCUCCCUCCAGAGCUACAUGACGACGACGACGACGCCGAAGCGGAAAACGACGGCCUCCCCCACCUGCUAUACACAAACGACAUGCUGGGCCUCAACAACGGCGUCUUCCUCCUCCGCGUGAGCACCUGGUCCGUCAACCUCUUCACCGCCGUCCUGGGCUUCCGCUUCCUCCGCCCCACCGUCGAUCUCGACUACCUCGACCAGACCGCCAUGGAGAUCCUCAUCGCCGAGGACCCGCGCUUCCGCGCCCGCGCCCUCGAGGUGCCCCAGACCUGGUUCAACGCCUACGCCGACCCCAGCGGCCCGUCCUCCGCCCGCGGCUACGCCGGCGACGGGGAGGCCCAGCAGGCGCUGAAGCUGCGGGACUACCAUGCCCGUCGCGGCGAUUUCCUCGCCCACUUCCCCGGCGAUCCCGAGAGGGAAGCCUCCAUGACUGCGUGGCUCGACGCUGUCGACCGUUUGGGGAACGUGUGGGCGUCUGGCCGGGUGCAACGCGACGCGUCGGACGAUGUGGAACUGUUUUGGAACCGAUGGGCCGGGAGGAGGAGUAACACCAGAGUACCAGUGUCUUGAUACGAUCAACAUGGGUUGUCGGUAUAUCUGUAUGUCUGUGUCAGUGUGUCAACCCGUAAGCCUUGCGAGAGAAGCUGCACAUCUCAACAUUGAUUAAAAUCACCGAAUCUGAUAUCAAGAGCCGCGGGCCUCAAGGGACUGAAAGGAAACACUCAUCAUUGCAAUCUAGGCUUAUGAGACGAACUAGGACUAAGUUCGCGUUUAAUGAUGCGGUACGGUAUAAAGGGACCGGUAGCAAGCGUACAGUCCACCGCGGGAUCACGUAUUCCCCUAGCCUGCUCUGAGUCUUGGUUAUUAGUAUAAAGGCUGACCGUAGCGCAAUUGCUCCUCACCCAUUUCCACUUACCUUUCACCCCUUUCUUAUACUUGUGCCAUUCUGGUUGCACAUCUCCCGCAAAAUCUCUUCCCAAGCCCUUAUAGUCUGGUAGCAUUCAG